AGUGCUGUGAUAAGAUAUUGUGUAAAAUAAUGAAUUUGAGGAAUUUAUCUGCACUGUAUGUUGGUUAGCUAGCUAGCCAGUUUUUGUUGAGGAUGAAUUCCCUACAUGUUACAAAUGAACUGCCAAUAUGCCAACAUUCCAUUCAAACAAUGCAGUCAAUCCACAGCCAUCCAGACACUGGCUGAUAUCACUGGAUGACAGGACAAAUCUGAGGGGGCACGACGCCUCUGAGUGAGAGGGAGAAAAAGAGGGAGAAGACUGGUGGGAUUACACACAAUGGACUUCCCUCUGGCUCACAAAAAAAAAAAAAAAACACUAAACGUUUAUACCUAUGGCAAAGUGAACUGGUUUUGGCAAGCGGGAGCCGUGGGCGGCUCCUUUAAGGGCAGACAGUCCUGGAAUGAGAGACCGUGGAUCCUACAGUGCAGUGUGCUUCGAAUGGAUAUGGAGGAAAUGUAACGGCGCGGCCGCUAGCCUCUUAUAUCUGUCUAACCGCUCAUCGAGAAUACAGAUAUGAAGACAAUUAAUACAUAUUAUUGGACUUGAUUGGAGAACAACAACAACAACAACAAACAACAGAGCAAGGAUUGGCUCCCAGACAUCAGCGUAGCGCCAUGCAGUGAGUCGGACAUCGAGCCUCUCCAAGGCGGGUUGGCAUGGCCCAGUGAUGAACGGAGCGGCGGUGCCCGGCAGCCCGGAGUUCUCCUCCUCAUGCCCGCUGCCCGACUGGAGAGAGUUCUGCGAGCUCCAUGCCCGUUCCUCCGCCUCCGACUUUGCCCACAAGUUUCGCCGCUUCCUAACGGAGAACCCGUGCUACGACUCCCCGGGCGCCGACAGCAGCUUCUCGCAGCACUUCGCCAGACACUUCCUGGAGUGUUUCUCUGCUGCUGUCACACAAGCCAGGGACCACCAGGCCUCGCUUUCGCCAGGGGACGACGGCUCCAACGCUCCCCCCAAAUACAGCAUUGUUCCCUUCCUGGGCAUCCAGGGCUGCCUUCUGCCCUACGGACACAACGACCUCUACCAGCGGCGCAAGGACACCGGUGCCUCCAGCGAGUCCCUGGACAGUAUGGACAGUGGAGGUUUAGGAAUAGAAGGGAUAGGAGGAGGAAGUUCUUCCUCCAUGGCUAUGGCCACCUCCCGCACCCCUCAACCCACCCACAAGCCCUCUGCUCUGGGCCAAUCACGCAGCUCAGAGGACGUGUCAGUGGGACACCCCAAGGCCCGCUUCAAGAAGGGAUUCUCUCUGAGGAACAUGAGUCUGUGUGUGGUGGACGGGGUGAAGGAGAUCUGGCACCGCCGCGCCUCCCCUGAACCAGACCCUGUAGGAGGGUCCGGAGGGGUCAGACGGGCCAACGGAGGAGGGGAGCCAGGGGGGGAGAGAUGGUCCCAGAGACUGCGUCUUCACAGGGGUUCCCAGGGGCACAAGGCUGAGCUGCUGGAGAUCCAGAGAGAGGGGGCUCUGCGUUACAUGGUAGCUGAUGAUACUAACUGUAUAGGGGUGCCUCAGUGGCAGAAGUGUAGGUUGCUGCUGAGGAAGACCAGGAGGGACGAAGGGGGUAACAAGUUCCUGUUGGAGUUCUAUGUGCCACCCAAGUCAUCAAAGCCCAAGGUGAGCAUCCCUUUGUCUGCCAUCGUGGAGGUGAGGACCACCAUGCCCCUGGAGAUGCCUGACAAAGACAACACCUUCGUCCUGAAGGUGGAGAACGGAGGUGAAUAUAUCCUGGAGACCAUCGACUCGCUGCAGAAAAACUCCUGGGUCGCUGACAUCCAGGACUGCAUGGACCCUGGGGACAGUGGAGAUGACAUUGAGCUGGCGUCAUGUCCCAACGGCCAGGCGUCUAAAGAGUUCUCCAUGGUGGCCUCCUGCAGCUGUGAGCUUCUGUCAGAGGGUGUCCAUCGUGUCCCUGAAAAAUCCUGUGGCUCAGCAGCAGCAGAACUGUAUAGCGCCCCCUCUGUCCGCUGCAGAGAACUACCCUUCACCCAGCACCCUUCCCAUGUUCCCCUGGAGCACUUCCUCCAGUUCCCAGAGGCCCAGGAGAAAAACCCCACCACAGGUGUUUCAGGUGAGGGAGCGACCGAGGCGGAGGCUGACCCCAGCCUGGCAACCUACCCAUGGUUCCACGGGACGUUGUCACGCGUACGGGCGGCCCAACUGGUGCUGGCGGGCGGCCCUAGGAGCCACGGGCUGUUUGUGAUUCGCCAAAGCGAGACGCGGCCGGGGGAGUACGUCCUCACCUUUAAUUUCCAGGGCAAAGCGAAGCACCUGCGUCUGUCGGUGAAUGGUAAGGGUCAGUGUCAUGUUCAUCAUCUGUGGUUCCACACCGUGUCAGACAUGCUGAGGCACUUCCACUCCCACCCCAUCCCUCUGGAGUCAGGGGGCUGUGCUGACAUCACACUGCGUUCCUACGUACAGGUUACCCCCACAGACAGAUAUCCCGUCUCUCUCUACUGCUCUCACACAGAUGUGACCGCGCCUCAGCUCCCAACCCCACCCAGGGACCAAGGCUGCUGGACUGACCCAGCCCAGCCAACCCUUCACCUCCCUGGGGUCUCACAGCCGGCAGGGCCCACCUCCGACACCCAGCUCUCCUCCAGCUCCUCAUCCUCACCAACCGCUCUUCCUUCCCUCUCCCGUGGUGAGCCAGGCAGCGGAGGAGGAGGAGGAGGAGGAGGAGGAGGAGAAGAAGAAGGGGGGCUGGUUAGCAGGAGUAACAGCGCAGAGCGUCUGUUAGAUCCCUCUAGUGGCGCCUCGGAGGACUACCAAGAGACAGACGGAACACGCAGGGCCAGAGCUGUGGAGAACCAGUACUCCUUCUACUGAGACUGGGCACAACCAAACCCGGGAGCUCUCAUUGGCUGAGACACAGGACGUGCAGGGAUUUGGACCCAAUAGGUGAAAGGCCAUGGAUGGCAGGGGAGUGCUGUGUGUGGAUGGACAUGGAUCACUAAUUAUCUUGUUUAUUUUCUUGUUUGUUUUCCAAGAGAUGUGCUGUUUCUCCAAUGUGACAAGGAAGCAUAUCAGACUGUAUGCCAGUCUGUGUCCAGUUAGCCGUUGGAUCUUUGGUCACCCUCAUCAGCAGCUGACAUUGAAAUAUAUGAAGAAACUGAUGAUUUAGACUUGAGUGUGAGGAGAGAGAUGAGAGGGGGGAGGGAGAAAGAGAGAGAGAUAGGGAGGGAGAAGGAGAGAGAGAGAGG
Molecule: messenger RNA, 3198 nt
Organism: Salmo salar (Atlantic salmon)
Lineage: Eukaryota; Metazoa; Chordata; Actinopteri; Salmoniformes; Salmonidae
Source: RefSeq, a predicted model, not a curated record